GGCGGGGUCUCGGCAACCUUCCAGUCUCGAGUGCCGUCGAGUGCAGAAAGAGAUCUUGCUCGGGAAUCGGCCCAUAUGGUUUUUGACUCGUUGCCAACUCACGUUCGGCGCCGAAUUUGAGACCGUCACGCAGUCGGCGAGCGUCCUCGUCAUCGCCAGACCCCCGUCGGCCGUCGUUCGACCGGAGACCGUCGGCCACAGCUCGCAGCACGCGUCCCACCAAAGCGAGAGCGUGAAGCCUGGUGAUGACCUAGCUAUCUGCAUAGGAAUGAUUUCCAACCACAAUUAAGUGCAGCGCCUAAUCAAGCAGAAGAAAUGGAGUCGGGUCUCAGAAUGGGAGACUCGAACGCGGCCAGUUUCCUGCACGUCGGGGACAUCGUGUCCCUGUACGCCGAGGGCAGCGCCUCUGGUUUCCUCAGCACCUUGGGCCUCGUCGACGACCGAUGCGUCGUUUGCCCUGACGCCGGAGACCUGGCGUGCCCUCCGAAAAAGUUUCGAGACUGCCUUUUUAAGAUCUGCCCGAUGAAUCGGUACUCGGCCCAGAAGCAAUUUUGGAAAGCGGCAAAGCAGAGUGCCAGUUCAUCAUCGACUGAUGCAGUUUUGCUCAAACGUUUGCACCACGCGGCGGAUAUUGAAAAGAAGCAGAACGAAUCUGAAAAUAAAAAGAUACUAGGAACCGUUGUCCAGUACGGGAGCGUCAUCCAACUGCUGCAUUUGAAGUCAAACAAGUAUCUGACCGUCAACAAACGCCUGCCCGCCUUGCUGGAGCGAAACGCGAUGAGAGUUUACCUGGACGCAAACGGAAAUGAGGGCUCUUGGCUUUACAUCAUGCCGUUCUACAAAUUGCGGACCACGGGGGACAAUGUUGUGGUCGGGGACAAGGUGAUCCUCAACCCUGUCAACGCAGGCCAACAAGUGCUCCACGUCGCAGCAAACUAUGAGCUGCCAGAUAAUUUAGGCUGCAAAGAAGUCAACGUCGUCAAUUCAAACACUUCCUGGAAAGUGACGCUCUUCAUGGAGCACAGAGAAAAUCUGGAGGAGAUUUUAAAAGGUGGAGAUGUCGUGCGUCUCUUUCACGCUGAACAGGAAAAGUUCCUGACGGUGGACGAGUACAAAAAGGCGCAGCACGUUUUCUUGAGGACAACUGGCCGUACUUCGGCUACGGCGGCCACCAGCAGCAAAGCUUUGUGGGAAGUCGAGGUUGUGCAACAUGAUCCAUGCAGAGGUGGGGCUGGACAUUGGAACUCUUUGUUCAGAUUCAAGCACCUGGCCACCGGCAGGUACUUGGCAGCCGAGGUGGAUGACGAUGAUAUUUUGGACCAAAUGAGGAGCAAACUGAAGGGAGAAGUUGGAGUGAAAGCAGACGGUUCAGUGUAUCACCUAGUGGCAGUGCCGAACUCCAACGAGAUUGCCUCCCUCUUUGAAUUGGACCACACCACCCUAACCCGUGGGGACUCUUUAGUGCCACAAUCAUCCUAUGUCCGUCUUCAUCACCUUUGCACAGACUCCUGGGUACACAGCACUUCCAUUCCCAUUGACAAGGAAGAGGAGAAACCAGUCAUGUCAAAAAUUGGCUGUGCUCAAAUAAAGGAGGAUAAAGAGGCCUUUGCCCUGAUUUCUGUUCCACCCAUGGAGGUGAGAGAUUUGGACUUUGCCAAUGACGCUUGCAAAGUUCUGGCCACGAUUUCGUCUCGGCUCGAGAAGGGCAACAUUUCACACAACGAGAGAAGGGCGGUGACCAGUCUGUUGCAAGACGUGGUCUACUUUAUUGCCAAUCAAGAGAAUGAGCAGAACAAGGCGGAGGCCCUGGACCUGGUUGUGAGCAACCCAAACAGAGACAGGCAGAAACUGCUGAGAGAGCAAUACAUUUUGAAGCAGCUCUUCAAAAUACUGCAGGCGCCCUUUCUCGAGAGCACCGAUGGCGAGGGUCCCUUUCUGAAGAUUGAGGAACUGAACGACCCUCGACAUGCUGCUUACAAAAACAUCUUCAGACUCUGCUACCGUAUUUUGAGGCUCAGCCAGCAGGACUACAGAAAAAAUCAAGAAUACAUAGCAAAGCACUUUGGCUUCAUGCAAAAGCAAAUUGGCUACGACAUUCUGGCCGAGGACACCAUCACUGCCCUUCUGCACAAUAAUAGGAAGCUGCUGGAGAAACACAUUACUGCUGCUGAAAUUGAGACCUUUGUCGGUCUUGUGAGGAAAAACAUGACCAACUGGCAGUCCCGCUUCCUCGAUUACCUCUCCGACUUGUGCAUUUCCAACAAAAAAGCCAUUGCUGUCACCCAGGAGCUAAUCUGCAAAAGCGUUCUCAGCUCCAAAAACUCCGACAUACUCAUUGAAACAAAAAUGGAACCUGUGGUUAAAGCAAUCGAGUUGCCCGACGGUUCAAUUCAAGAAAACAAAGUUAGGGAAGUGUCUCUCAUGUGGAGCAAUCAGAAAUACUCUAUGCAGUUGACUGAACUUUCAAAGAAGGACAGACCCACAAUCAAAGGUGUCGAUUGUGCAGCAGUCCUGGACUACUACCGUCACCAGCUGGACCUCUUUUCCAACAUGUGCCUAAAUAGACAGUACCUUGCCCUGAAUAAUCUCUCACCACAUCUCGACAUUGAUCUGAUUUUAAAAUGCAUGGCUGACGAAAAUGUGUUCUACGAACUGAGAGCCUCGUUUUGUCGGCUCAUGCUGCACCUCCAUGUGGACAGAGACCCUCAAGAGCAAGUGACGCCAGUCAAGUAUGCGCGUCUCUGGUCUGAGAUUCCAUCAAAGAUGUCCAUAAUUGACUAUGAUAGCAAUAAAACGCCUGACCAGCACAAGGAGGCGGUGAGGGCAAGGUUCAGCUCCACCAUUAUGUUUGUUGAGGAUUACUUGUGCAAUGUUGUGGCCAAAAUGUGGAGUUUUGCCGACCAAGACCAAAAUAAACUAACGUUUGAGGUGGUAAAAUUGGCAAGAGACCUCAUCUACUUUGGAUUCUACAGCUUCAGCGAUCUGUUGAGGUUGACAAAAACACUUCUCAGCAUCCUCGACUGCGUUUCGGAGAACGAGUUUGUCAACGGCAAGAUUCCGAUCGGCGAGAUUGAUUCUGAGCAAACAGAAGAGGACUCUGAAGCCGAAGGGGGUGUUUUGCGUUCUAUCGGGGACAUGGGGGCCGUCAUGACGAGCUUGACUCUUGGGGCGGCAGGACUUGGUAGAUCUGUUAUACCCGUAGCUGUCCAGAAGACGCCCUCCCAGCUGAAGAAGGAGUACCCGCUCAUCAUGGACACCAAGCUCAAGAUCAUCGAAAUACUCCAGUUCAUAUUGGAUGUGAGGUUGGACUACAGGAUCAGCUGUCUGCUCUCCAUCUUCAGAAGGGAGUUUGAUGAGAAUGAGAAUAAGGGCAUGGGCCAGAAGGGAAUUGAUUUGGACAGUAUUGGCUCACAAGCUGAAGGAAUUUUCGGGUCAAGUGAGGAAUGUGCGGCGCUCGAUUUGGACGGCCAGGGUGGCCGCACCUUUCUGAGGGUGCUGCUGCACUUGACCAUGCAUGACUACCCUCCACUAGUGAGUGGUGCCCUUCACUUGCUGUUCCGACACUUCAGCCAGAGACAAGAGGUUCUGCAAGCGUUCAAACAAGUCCAGCUUCUGGUGUCGGACAGCGACGUCGAGUCCUACAAACAAAUCAAGGCGGAUCUUGAUGUUCUCCGUCAGUCCGUUGAGAAGUCUGAGCUCUGGGUCUACAAAGCAAGGAGUGCUGACGAGCACGGAAAAAAGAAGAACGGGAAAGAUGAUGAUGGAGACGAAACCAGGGAGGAAGUCAAAGAACCGGUUAAAAAGACACCUACCAUGCUAACUGCCUAUGACAAGCAGGGGUCAGCCAUUGACCUUGACAUUGGUCCCUUGCUGCACCAAGAUCAGACUGAGGAAUACAAGAAAAUGCAACAAAUUUUGAGAAGGAUGAAUAAACUUUGCACGCAAGUUGGGCCUGGAGAUGCUAUUAAGCCAAGGAAACAUGAGCAGAGACUGUUAAGGAACGUCGGUGUUCACACAGUUGUGCUCGAUCUCUUGCAAAUCCCCUACGACAAGAAGGAGGACGUUCGGAUGAAUGAACUGAUGCGUCUUGCCCACGAAUUUCUGCAGAACUUUUGCCUAGGGAACCAACAGAACCAAUCGCUGCUCCACAAGCAACUGGAUCUUUUCUUAAAUCCAGGAAUUUUAGAGGCGGAGACCGUGUGCAGCAUAUUCCAGGACAACUCGUCCCUGUGCAAUGAAGUCAACGAAAAAGUCAUCCAGCAUUUUGUGCACUGCAUUGAAACACAUGGAAAACAUGUGCAGUAUUUGAAAUUCUUGCAAACCAUUGUCAAAGCGGAGAACCAAUUUAUAAGAAAGUGCCAGGAUAUGGUCAUGCAAGAGUUGGUGAAUGCUGGAGAGGAUGUUCUGAUUUUCUACAACGACAAGUCCUCAUUUAAUCAGUUCAUUGAUAUGAUGCGCUCCGAGCGGCACCGAAUGGACGAAAGCAGCGCUUUGAAGUAUCAUGUGGAGCUGGUUAAACUUUUAGCCUGUUGCACAAUGGGAAAAAAUGUGUACACUGAGAUUAAAUGCCACAGUUUGCUGCCUUUGGAUGAUAUUGUCACCAUGGUGUGCCAUCAAGACUGCAUUCCCGAAGUUAAAGAUUCAUACAUCAACUUUUUGAACCACUGCUACAUCGACACAGAGGUUGAAAUGAAAGAGAUCUAUACCUCGAACCACAUGUGGAGUUUGUUCGAACGUAGUUUCCUUGUGGACAUGGGCCAGGUCGCCGAGCUGGACGAUUCUGAGUUGGACACGGCGUUGAAGAAUUACGUGGCCAACAGUGUCAUGAACAUCAUUAGUACCUUCUUCAAUAGUCCUUUCUCAGACCAGAGUACCACAGUGCAGAAACAACUGCGCGAGGCCGCUAUGUUUUGGAGCCAGCACGCAUACAAAGCGCACAGUAAAACCAGACAGCCCAUUUUUGUUCAACUGCUGCAGUCAGCAAUCAACGUUUCUCAGAGCAGUUGGCUCUCGCUAGCGCAAAGAUUCAACGUUGAGAACUGCAUCAAAACCCUUUCCGAUGUUGCAAAAACUCGUGCAAUCGCCAUCCCGACGGAGCUGGAGAAUAAAGUGCACAUCAUGUUCAGCAAGAAAACCAUGUCCAGGCACACAGCCCGGUGGAAAAACGUGUCAAAAAAUCCGAGCAAGAUCGAACGAUCGCAGUCGCAGGUAUCUAAUGAGUGCCACUCAUUGCAAAGCAUUAACGAAAACGACGAAGUCUUAAUUUCUUCUCCUGAUGCAUGCACUAACACUUUAAUGCGCCUAGACAGAAGCAUAAUUGAAGGACUCCACGACAUAGUCUCUUUGUUGGAAGACAAAUUAGAACCUCUGGUUCAGUCUGAGUUGUCGCUGCUAGUCGACAUCCUCUACAGACCUGAACUGCUCUUCCCCCCAAACACUGAGGCUCGAAAACGCUGUGAGAAUGGCGGAUUCAUUAGACGACUGAUCAAACACACGGAAAAAUUGCUCGAGGAAAAGGAGGAGAAACUGUGCGUCAAGGUUUUGCGAACUUUGCGUGAAAUGAUGGCCAUCGACAACGAGUACAAAGAAAAGGUGCUGGUUUGUUCCGAAUGCUUUCCCCAGGCCGAAAUUCUUACAGUCGAAGAAUUGGAAGACAAAAUCAGGGGAGAUGUGUUGCGAAAUCAUCUGCUGAUGCGAUAUUUUGGGAGGAACUUCAUUCAGAAAAAGGAGAAUGUAGAUAUAAGUGUGCGAGGGCCUAUGCCUGUGAUCACACACGGGCCAGGAGCAAAAAUAUUGAGUCGAGCUGGUCGAACUUUACACGAGGUUCAGAGCCACUUGGACAAAGAGGGCGCCUCGGACCUUGUGGUCGAGUUGGUCAUCAAGUCGGUGCAUUCGCCGUCAAUUUUUGUUGAGGCGGUCGAACUGGGCAUCGCCAUGUUGGAGGGAGGAAAUUCCAUUAUUCAGAAGAGCAUGUACAAUAAGCUGAGGGCAGGAGACCUCAGCCAAUCCUUUUUCAAGGUGUUUUAUGACAAAAUGAGAGACGCCCAACAAGAGAUAAAGUCCACCGUGACUGUGAACACCUCAGACAUUGCAGCCAAAGCCCACGAAGACAAGGAAAGCAAAGAACUGGACAAGAUUGCGAGGAAAAAGAGCAGAGCCAAUGGCAUUGUUUUGACGGAGGAGAUUCGGGAGGAAUUGAAUCAAGUGGCGCUGGAGGGACCAAGCGCUCUGGCCAGGGUCAGGGCUUCAAUAGAUCUGCAAGCUGAUGAGACUGGUGCUUUGCUCCUCUCCGGAUCUGCCAUCGAGGACAUGAUUGCGGAGAAACAGGAGCGGCAUCGAGAGCAGGAGGAACAACCUAACCUUUCGACCAAGGUGCUUGUGAUGCAACCAAUUCUGCGCUUCCUGCAGCUCCUCUGCGAAAAUCACAACCGCGACCUACAGAACCUGCUGCGCACCCAGACCAACAAAACCAACUACAAUCUGGUCUCGGAGACUUUGAUGUUCCUCGACUGCAUCUGCGGCUCCACCACAGGCGGCCUGGGUCUGCUCGGCCUCUACAUCAACGAAUUAAAUGUGGCUCUCAUCAACCAAACGCUGGAAACACUAACUGAAUAUUGCCAGGGUCCAUGUCAUGACAAUCAAAACUGCAUUGCAACACACGAAUCGAACGGACUGGACAUCAUCACUGCCCUCAUUCUAAAUGACAUCAACCCGCUUGGGAAGAAAAAUAUUGAACUGGUGCUUGAGCUGAAAAACAACGCUUCUAAACUGCUGCUGGCUAUCAUGGAGAGCAGGGGAGACAGCGAAAAUGCUGAGAGGAUUCUUUACAACAUGAACCCCAAGCAAUUGGUUGAUGUUGCUUGCCGAGCAUUCCACCAAGAAACCAGUGUUGAGGUUUCCACCAUCGAGGACGACCUCUCCGACACCGAAGGAGGUGUUUCUCCGAGAGAGGUUGGUCACAACAUUUACAUCCUGUGUCACCAACUUGCUCAACACAACAAAGAGUUGGCGGCGAUGCUGAAACCUUCCGAGAUAAACAGUGAUCCCAAAAUCAACCUGGCAUUGACUUACUACGCUUCCCACACAGCACAGAUUGAAAUUGUGAGAUCUGACCGCACACUGGAGCAAAUUGUGUUCCCCAUCCCUGAGACCUGCGAGUAUCUCACUUCGGACACCAAGUCCAGAAUUUUCAACACUGCCGAGUUGGACGAUCAGGGCUCAAAGGUUUCAGACUUUUUCGAGAAGACAGAGGACAUGUUUGAUGAGAUGAAGUGGCAGAAAAAGUUGAGGGGCCAACCUUUGUUGUUUUGGGUGAGCAGUUACAUGUCUCUGUGGAGCGCCAUGCUUUUCAACUGCGCCGUUUUCAUCAACGUCAUUGUGGCCUUCUUCUACCCCUUUGACGAGAACGUUCCAAUUUUCUUGCAACCCGUAGUCGUGAGCACCCACUGGUCUGCCCUGACGUGGGCUGUGAUGAUGGUGUCGGCUGCAAUAGUGAUCACUGUUCCUCGCCAAGCCAGCGUCAAAACGCUCGUCGCUUUCACAAUCGUUCGGAUGAUUUUGUCUAUAGGUCCCGAACCAACCCUUCUUCUCCUAGGCACCAUCACCGUGUUUCUCAAAGGAAUCCAUUUAGUCAGCAUAAUGGGCAAUCAAGGCACCUUUACAAAAAACUUUAGGCAAAUCGCCACUGAUUUUGAGUUGAUUUACCACCUGAUUUACCUGACUUUUUGUGUGCUGGCGCUUUUCAUGCAUCCGUUCUUUUACUCUGUUUUGCUAUUCGACGUUGUUUAUCGAGAGGAGACUUUGCUGAAUGUGAUCAGGUCGGUGACCAGAAACGGCAGGUCCAUCAUUUUAACAGCCGUGCUCGCCCUUAUUUUGGUCUACAUGUUUUCCAUUAUUGGAUUUAUGUUCUUCCGAGACGACUUCCUGGUCACGGUUGACGGAGAAGUUGAAUCAAAUGGUUUUGCGGAUGCUGUGAGCGAGGAGCUGUCUUGCUCUGCAGAUGAAAAGAACUGCACAGCCGAGCCAAUUGUCAAUCAUUACUCUAAAGAAGCCAAUCAAGUGGUGGCGACGGUUGAAGAUUCAGGAGAGUUUAAAGAGCGUGCCUGUGAUUCUCUCGUCAUGUGCAUCCUGACCACCCUGAAUCAGGGUUUGCGGAACGGAGGCGGCAUUGGUGACAUUUUGAGAGCACCAAGCAGCAAAGAAACACUUUUUGUAGCAAGAGUGGUGUACGACCUGCUGUUCUUCUUCAUAGUGAUCAUUAUUGUCCUGAACCUAAUUUUUGGUGUCAUCAUCGACACCUUCGCCGACCUCAGGAGUGAGAAACAGCAAAAGGAGCUGAUUCUUAAAAAUACCUGCUUUGUUUGCGGGCUCAAUCGAUCUGCUUUUGACAACAAGACUGUCAGCUUUGAGGAGCACACCAAGAGUGAACACAACAUGUGGCACUACUUGUACUUCAUUGUGUUGGUAAAAGUUAAGGACCCCACCGAGUUCACUGGUCCUGAGAGUUACGUCUACGCCAUGGUCAAGGCGCGAGAUUUGGACUGGUUCCCGAGGAUGCGGGCCAUGUCUUUGGCGGCAGACGAGGGCGAGGGGGAGCAGAUGGAGUUGCGGACUUUGCAGGAGCAACUCGUCCUGACCCAGAGCCUGGUCAUCAACCUUUCGCAGCAGCUGACAGAACUCAAAGAUCAGAUGACCGAGCAGCGCAAACAGAAGCAGAGGAUCGGCCUACUCAACCCUGGCGCCUUCAUCCAUAGUCAGUCCUACCAGUAACAGGGGCAGUACAAAGCCAGCACAAUUACACUGUUCGAAUUACCUGCGUACUUAGUGUUCAAAAGAACGACGUGUUACAAAUUUCUGCAAUUCUUUUGUCUAUAGUGUUGAUUUUUUUUCUUUUUGAAAAUCUAUUACGUUAAUACUUUAGCAAGAAGUGUGCGUGUUUAUGUUGAAAUGUUUUUAUGAUAUAUAUUAUAUUUUUUGUUUUACUCACAAGUAAUCGGCUGAUUAAGAGCGACUAGUCACAGAGAAUUAAUCAAUCACUCCUCGGCUCGAAAAUAUACUGCAGUUUUAUUUUGUGGCUCACGUUUGAUGCAGUAGAAAAACCACGGAUUACGUUGAUAAUGAGUUAAAAUAAUUUUGUCUUGUAAGCAGAAAGAAAUUGAAUUAUGUAUUCAACCCGUGCUUGUUGAUAAAAAAAAUGAAUACUUCCACUCCACUUGAAAAGCAAUAAAGGUCAUAAUCAAUCUCUCUAAAU
Neocloeon triangulifer is the source of this 9250-nucleotide messenger RNA. It is a transcript of the gene Itpr, whose product is annotated as inositol 1,4,5-trisphosphate receptor. The record is from RefSeq and is a predicted model, not a curated record. Gene Ontology annotation, molecular function: inositol 1,4,5 trisphosphate binding; inositol 1,4,5-trisphosphate-gated calcium channel activity. The transcript is spliced from 53 exons. Gene Ontology annotation, cellular component: membrane; endoplasmic reticulum. Gene Ontology annotation, biological process: calcium ion transmembrane transport. Bases 316 to 8769 code for a protein of 2817 amino acids. NCBI's taxonomy places the organism in Eukaryota, Metazoa, Arthropoda, Insecta, Ephemeroptera, Baetidae.